Cryptomeria japonica (Japanese cedar) is the source of this 1296-nucleotide messenger RNA. RefSeq lists its product as uncharacterized. The transcript is spliced from 4 exons. Lineage: Eukaryota; Viridiplantae; Streptophyta; Pinopsida; Cupressales; Cupressaceae. The coding region runs from base 301 to 1203 and encodes 300 amino acids. The record is from RefSeq and is a predicted model, not a curated record. Gene Ontology annotation, molecular function: catalytic activity.
CCUAUAACAAAAAUUUGCACACAAUUUGAUGUUAAUGGUGCCCGGUUUUUCUUCCAUCUACUCCAAUUUAGGAGCUUCCAAGGUAGCCUUUACUGAAUAAAUUUAGAAAACUAAAUUUGAACAUAACUUGUUAUAAACUUCUAGAGCUAAAUUAGCUUCGAGAGGCUCACUUAACAUGCAAAUUUAUGUAUAAUCUAGGCAAAACUGAAUUUGGAUUCAAUCAAUCUCUUCUGUAUAUAGGCAGGUCAAGUCUCUACCAAGUACAGAAAGUGCCUAAGUAAACAAUUGUCCUUUCUGGUCAUGGCAAACUACCUUUUCAGUCUGGUAGCAUACAGAAACAAAAGCCUACAGAAAGGCUUUUUGUCUGCCGGACUAGAGCCCAAAGUGUUAGAUAUUGAUCAUGAAACAACCAUGCAUUGUUGGUGUCCCAAAAAACAGGAGACCCACAAGCCCAAUUUGGUUCUAAUUCAUGGGUUCGGGACCAAUGCAAUGUGGCAAUGGCACCCACAGGUACAGCCUUUAGGGAAGAGCUUCAAUGUCUAUGUUCCUGAUUUGGUCUUCUUUGGGGACUCAACCACCAGGGGCUCUGGAAGGUCUGAGGUUUUUCAGGCAGAAUCAAUUAUGAAACUGAUGAAGAACUUGGGUGUCACCAAGUUUAGUGUUAUGGGGACUAGUUAUGGUGGGUUUGUGGCCUACAAUCUGGGUUGUAUGUAUCCCGAGGCUGUGGAGAAAUUGGUAAUUGCAAGUUCAGGUGUAUGUAACAAUGCCAAAGACAAUGAAGAGCUCCUACAGCGUGCAAGGCUGCAGAAAGUUUCAGAGCUUCUUCUUCCUCAGAGUGCUGACAACCUGAGGAUUUUGAUGAAGCUUUCUCUCUACAAGCCCCCUUCCCUGGUUCCCAAUUUUCUCUUGAAUGAUUACAUUAAAAAUCUCUAUGUGAAAAAUAGAGCAGAGAAAGAAGAGCUGCUGAAAGGUCUUAUCCUUGGCAGUGAACUUGCCCCACCUCUUCCUGUUCUUGAGAAGGACAUUUUGAUUGCGUGGGGAGAGCAUGAUCAGAUAUUUCCACUGAAUAAGGCCUUUGAAUUGAAAAAGCAUCUUGGAGAUCAUGCAGAGUUGGUGGUGAUGAAAAAUGCAUCACACAUUCCCCACAUUGAGAACCCACAAGAGUUCAAUAAAAUUGUGGAGAAUUUCCUUUUGCACAAUUAGUCAUUUUUUCGUGCACCAGACUUUAUUAUUAUGAUGUCUUUGUAGUUUCCAUUUUCAUAUAUCAAUAAUAAUGAACUUUUUCGUAUAUUUCAA